This is a messenger RNA of Tetrapisispora phaffii CBS 4417, 2574 nucleotides long. RefSeq names its product mitofusin (gene FZO1). The transcript has a single exon. The coding region runs from base 1 to 2574 and encodes 857 amino acids. NCBI's taxonomy places the organism in Eukaryota, Fungi, Ascomycota, Saccharomycetes, Saccharomycetales, Saccharomycetaceae. Gene Ontology annotation, biological process: mitochondrial fusion. Gene Ontology annotation, cellular component: mitochondrial outer membrane. Gene Ontology annotation, molecular function: GTP binding; GTPase activity. The record is from RefSeq and is a predicted model, not a curated record.
AUGUCAGACUCAGAAAACGAACAUAGUGUAGAUAAUCAGAAUAAGGAUAAGAAAGAUGAUAAAUAUAAUGACUCUAGUAUUUUAACGUAUUGCAAUGGUGAAUUAUUGGAUUCAGAGAAUAAUAAUGUGGUUGAUGACAAUUAUGACAGUUUUUAUGAUGAUUUUAUAGGUAACAAUACUUCCAAGAAUACAACAAAGGUUAACAAAAAAGAAUUAAGGAAAGACGUUGAUUUGAUUUCUUCACAAUUGAGUCAAUGGAACUACAAAAAUAAUAGAAAAGCAUUAGAGAAGGCUAUCGUGAUUACUGAUACAUUGCUAACAAGUCUGAGGACAGAAAAUAUAGCGAGACCAAUACAUCUACCCAUCAAUCCAGAUAACGAUGAUGAUGCUACUUUAACUAUUUUGAAAUUACAAUUGAAAAUAGAAGGUAAUUACAAUCAAAAUAAUGACAAUAACUUGAAUCUUGAUAAAGAGGCUACUUCAAAGCUUUUUUUGUUACAAAUUGAUUCAUCAAUUAAUCAUUUGAUUUCGUUAAAGAUAAGGAUCAAUGAUGUCAAUUCAAAGGUUUUCAUUACAGGGGAUGUAAAUACAGGUAAAACAAAUUUUUGUAACAAGUUGCUUAAAAGAAGCAAUUUAUUACCUGAAGAUCAAUUGCCAUGUACAUUCGUUUUCUGUGAAAUCUUUGAUUCAUCGCUAAAUAAUUAUUCAGAAGAAGUUCACGCAAUCACUACGGAAUUAGCAAGUAAUGUAAAAGAAGCUAAUGCUCAAUAUAAUAUAGCAGAUUUAUCAACUUAUGAAAUCGUUAACAUCGGGGACUUACCAAAAGUAGUAACAGAAAAUGAAAAAUAUGCAUUACUCAAAAUAUACAUCAAGGAUAAAACUAAUAAAGAAAAUACAGAAAAGAGUUUGUUGAAGAAUGGAAUUGUAAAUAUAUCAUUAAUUGAUUCUCCAGGGUUGAACAUAGACUCCAUACAGACAGCUGAAGUUUUAGCUCGUCAAGAAGAAAUUGACUUGGUUGUAUUUGUAGUCAAUGCAGAAAAUCAAUUGACACUUUCAGCAAGGGAAUUUAUACAAUUAGCAUCAAAGGAAAAAAAAUUAAUGUUUUUUGUUAUUAAAAAAUUUGAUAGGAUUAGAAAUAAGGAACGUUGUAAACAACUAAUUCUUAAACAAAUAGAAGAGCUUUCACCAGAAACUUAUAAACAAGCAAACGAAUUCGUACAUUUUAUUGAAGGAUCUGACGAGGAUAGUAAUAACCUAACAGAGAAUGAUAAUGAAGAUACUAAUGAUGAUGACAAUAAUGAUUCUGAUCAAGAUAAUGAUGAUCCAAAUUUUCAACAUUUGGAAAAUGCAUUAAGAAAUUUUGUUUUGAAGAAAAGAUCACUAUCAAAAUUAUUACCAGCAAAAACGUACUUGAUAAAACUUUUGACAGACAUCAAGCAAAUAUCUAUCUACAACAACAAGGUCAAUACUGAAGAGGAUAAAAAAAUAGAAAAAGAAUUAAACGAUUUACAGCCACAUUUGAAAGAAACUUCCAAUAGGUAUUCUAUUUUAACAACCAAAAUCGAUAAAAUAGUAGAUUCCACAGUUGGUGAAGUUGUUGAAAAGACUAAACAAUCAAUUAGGGAUUCUUUAAAUAUACCAAUUGAAUCAUUUCCAAUAUAUAAAGGGCUAUCAAGAAUACACGACUACAUCUUUUACACAGAUAAGCACAUCGCCACUAGUAUUAGAAAUAGUAUUAUUGAAAGUGAAUCCUUUGCGAAGUUCAAAACUCAGAAUGCAGUAGAUACCAUUAAUGAAUUAGGUGUCAAUGAAUUAGGCGAAACAUUUGUCGUAGAUAGGGUAUUCCAAAGCGAUUUGAUGUUCAAGAAAAAACAUCACGAUAGUUUAAAAAAAAUAUCAGUGCCUUUAUCACUGAGUUAUUUGAUUGAUCCAUCUUGGAAUGGAUUCCUUUUCUAUUUAGCUUGUGGAUGGAGAAAUAAGGGUAGCAGGAUACUCGAUGAAGAAUCGCAGACUUCGACGACCAACAAUGCUAACUCACUAGUUUCAUUCUUUGGAUUGAAUUCUUAUACAUUGGGCCAAUACUGGCUACAACCAUCUUUAUUAUUGACUUCUGGUCUUCCAGCUCUAGCAGUGUAUUCUGUUGGUAGUGUUAAAGUUAUUGGAAGUGUUGUAUUAAAUGGGUUACAAUUUUUUUCAUGGAACAGCUUUAAAAGCAUGAUCAUUCCGUUUACUGCAAGUUGUUUGUUUUUGGGGACAACAUAUCUAAUUCAUGAUUUGCAUCGAGCAUUACCUAAAAAUCUGUUAGUUAAAUAUAGGGAGCAAAUACAAAAUCAUGAUUAUGUUAGUUUAAACGCCGAAAGAAUUUCAAAAGAAAUCCAACAAGUUCUCAAAUUCCCUGUUAGAGAAAUCGUUAAGUCGUGCGAGUUACUAAUUAACAAACAAAUAGAAGUGAAGAGCAAGUUAACUUCACGACUUAAUGACACUAGAACAUCCAUAAAAUUCUUUAACCAUCUUCUAGAAGAAACAACUGCUCAAAUAUCCAGCGUGAAUUCACUUAGCCUCGAUAUUGACUGA